This is a messenger RNA of Fraxinus pennsylvanica, 1173 nucleotides long. The record is from the annotation of a GenBank genome assembly. NCBI's taxonomy places the organism in Eukaryota, Viridiplantae, Streptophyta, Magnoliopsida, Lamiales, Oleaceae.
AUGGGCCCAAACCACAGCGAUCGCUAUGCUGCGUUCACAAAAGAGUCGCCUCCCCACGUCGGCGUCGGCGUCGGCAUCGAAGGAUCUCCUUCGUGGGUAUCGACAAGAGAGAAGUCAGCGUCCAGAGAGAAGGAAGGAUUGGAAGAAGAGGGAAGUAUUGAUUGGAAGAAGAGGAAGACAUUGAACUGUGAAUUGGGAUCGAAGAUUUUUGCCUUGUACAUUAGAAAAAAUAUCAUGUCUGCAGCAGUUGAAAUGAUUGGUCAGCAACUGAUCAAUGACGUUCAAAAUCUCUCGAUCCAGAAUGAGAGUGAAGUGAAGGGGAAUUGUACAGCACCACCAGAGGAGGAAAUUCAUCAAGCUGGGUGUGAGACUAACAAUAUUAAUAACAUUAAUCAUCAUGGGAUCUGUGCAAUAUGUUUGGAUAAGAUAGCUCUUCUAGAAACAGCUCUUGUAAAAGGUUGCGAGCAUGCCUACUGCAUAACAUGCAUCCUGCAGUGGGCCUCUUACAAGGAGGAACCUUUGUGCCCUCAGUGUAAAAAUCCAUUUGAAUUUCUGAAUAUCCAUCGCUCACUUGAUGGAAGCGUUCACCGUUAUAUGUUCGAGGAGAGUGUAUUGCUUCUUCUAGGGGCCUCAUGGUUCAAGCCUUUGGUUGUGGUGGAUCAAGAGGAGGUGGUUGUUGAAGUGGAAGAUUAUCAUUAUUACGAGGAAGAUGAUGAGGAAGAAGAUCUGGAUGAUGUUUACUUUGGCAGUUCCUCAAGUCGCCGCAUUGGUAACCGGAGAUGGGGAGACAAUGGAUAUGUUAGGGGUGGACGGCAAGAAGCAAGACCAAUUCAUAGGCUGAACUUCCAGGAUUCAGGUGCUGGUCCAUCUCAUCAGCCUAAAAGGAAAGAGACUGCUAAAGAAAUAGUUGGCCGACGUGCGAAAAGGGCGUUGAAACGGGAAGCUGCUGACAAGGCUGCUGCAGCGAAGCAUGAACGACAUUUGAUGAAGUUAGGAGUGGAAGAAGUUGAAUUGUCAAGCAAAGAAAAAUCACCAUCUUUACCAACUAACAUCAUCAUCCACCCUUAUGAUUCUUCUAUUUUCCAUUCUUUCUCACCUACUGCUAACCCCCUACUUAUCAACUUGCACUUGUUGAAUUAUCCUGAGCUUUCACUGUUGUGUACAAGAGAUUGA